CCCCCUCUCUCCCAGCUUUCAUUUUCAGACUCUCUUCCGAAAUCCCAAGCUCCCUUCUCUUCUUCUCUCUCUCCGUUCGUCCAAUUCAAUUCCUUUAAGCGAAGUCCCAUGUUUCUCUGUAAUUUUGUGUAAAGUUUCAUACUUUACAAAGUAAAAAUCUAAGUGAGUGAGCCAAAAAGUUUCAGUCUUGAAGGAGAAGAGAAGAAACUGAAAGAGCUACAGAGAAGAAGUGUACCUGGGUUGUCUCUGCUCAGUUUUUAGGGUUUUCAGGGACUCUCACUGCCUUAUGCGCUGAACCCAAUAUGAUUGUCAGCUCUCUGUGCAAUGCAAGCGCCAGGUUCUCAGGAGAAGAAGGGAUUGAUGUAAGAAAGAUGACAGAACACAAAAGAAACCCCUGCUCUGUUGAGCAAAGCAGUCGCACUGCUCUUACAUCUAAGCGACAUAAGACUGAUUUAUCCAUGUCAACAAAGGAGAGAAAAGAGAAGCUUGGUGAACGAAUUGUGGCUCUACAGCAGCUUGUUUCUCCAUACGGAAAGACAGAUACAGCUUCUGUCUUGCUGGAGGCAAUGGAUUAUAUCCGCUUCCUUCAUGAACAAGUCAAGGUGUUAAGCGCUCCAUACCUCCAAAGCACGCCAACAGCUAAGAUGCAGGAAUUACAGUCAUUCAGCUUGAGAAGCAGAGGUCUCUGUCUCGUUCCAAUUGAUUGCACAGUUGGAGUUGCUCAAAGUAAUGGUGCAGACAUCUGGGCUCCCAUAAAGACUACUUCCGCCAAGUUUGAGAACGUGAACUCAAAUUCCUAUUGAUAGACGAUAUCGAGCUCAACCAUUAAAAAAUGCAUAGGAUAUUGAAGAUGCUAAAUUGAGGCAGUGUAAAGGGUAACCAAUCGUUUCUAAAUAACAAUUACUAAUUUCCUGAAGCAGAAGAGGAUUCAUAACUGAAACUUUUAGCAGGAUGCCCUUCAUGCGGGAACUUCAUCUAAUGCUUUCCCAAACCAUUCUAGUUUUAUGAUUGGUGGUGGGAUGAGCUUCUGCUACUCCUAGAUUUAUUGUUUACCUGAAAAUCUGCAAAAUGUAUAUCUAUAAACCUGUGGUUCUUAUAAAAGUAUUUAAAACCUUGGUUUACCAAUUCAAA
Molecule: messenger RNA, 1131 nt
Organism: Fragaria vesca subsp. vesca
Lineage: Eukaryota; Viridiplantae; Streptophyta; Magnoliopsida; Rosales; Rosaceae
Product: transcription factor bHLH113-like
Exons: 6
Coding region: 303-803 (166 amino acids)
Biological process (GO): regulation of transcription by RNA polymerase II
Cellular component (GO): nucleus
Molecular function (GO): RNA polymerase II cis-regulatory region sequence-specific DNA binding; protein dimerization activity; DNA-binding transcription factor activity, RNA polymerase II-specific
Source: RefSeq, a predicted model, not a curated record